This is a messenger RNA of Parasteatoda tepidariorum (common house spider), 762 nucleotides long. RefSeq names its product zinc finger MYM-type protein 1-like. NCBI's taxonomy places the organism in Eukaryota, Metazoa, Arthropoda, Arachnida, Araneae, Theridiidae. The record is from RefSeq and is a predicted model, not a curated record.
AUGUAUAAUUUUGAAAAGCAGCGAAUAGAUAAAGGAAUAGACAAAGCCCUAAAAGUUAAUAACAAUUUGCAAAACCAAAAAGUUAAGAAAAAUCGUGAAGUUUUAAAACGACUCAUAGAUGUGACAAAUUUUUUUGCGAAACAAGAAUUACCCUUCCGAGGGAACAAUGAAAAAACUUCCUCUUUGAAUCAAGGAAAUUAUGUUGAAAAUUUAAAUCUUUUAAAACUCUACUAUCCAGUUUUAGCAGAACAUUUUGAAAAUUCCACAGUUUUUAAAGGCGCUUCAAAUGAUAUACAAAACGAACUAAUUAGUAUUAUUAGUGAAGAACUGAAAGAAACUAUUAAACCAGAAAUAGAAGAAGCAGAUUUUGUAGCUUUAAUGUUAGAUGAAGCGUCGGAUAUUAGAAAAAGGCCACAGCUCUCUACAGUUUUGAGAUAUGAUGUGAAGGGAGACAGCAGUGUUACAGAGAGGUUUGUUGGAUUUAUCGAUGUAAGUGCAGACCGCACAUCUAAUGGUUUACUCGAGCACGUUCAGAAAACCGUAAGUGAAUAUAAACUGGCUGAUAAAUUCGUUGCUCAGACGUACGAUGGUGCUGCUGUAAUGUCAGGCCAUUUGUCAGGUUUACACAAAAAUGUUACAGAUAUAUAUCCAAAAGCUCUAUUCUCGCACUGUUAUGCUCAUGUAUUAAACUUGGUUUUAUCUCAAGGCAUGAAUGAUAUUUUAGAAUGCAACACAUUCUUAAAUAAUUGCGAUGACCACUGA